ACUUAAGAACUUAAUAAAAAAUUUAAAUGUACUCCUUUUUUAUUUACUUAAGAAAAGAAAAAUUGGAGAAACAGAUAAAUGGAGUAAUAAGCAAUGAAAUGCCCUCUCUUUCCCAAGCUGGUAGCUUAUUUCCAGUACUUUUCUUAGCACUUUAUAUACACAAUCUCAUUUCAUCCUCACAAUGACACUUACAAGAUAGACAUAAUUAUCUCAAAGUUUUAAUAAAACUGAGUGUCUAUAGAUGUCAAGUGACUUGCAAGAGGCAGAAGCAGAAUUCAGACCCUUUGGAGCUGCUUGACUCCCACGCUCAUUCUUUCAUUAUAACUCUUUAUAAGACAAUGUGUAGUCAAACUAAAUUAUGGAGCCUUCUGGGCAAACUGAAACCCCAGUACAGAUCACACUUCAGGAAAUGAGGAAAACUGGGAUCAUGGACUCUAAGAUGCAUUUUUUUUUUCACAUUUUGACAUCUCUGAAAUUAGGUAUAUCUCACCAGGAAUGGUGGCCAUGGUUUAAUCAGCAAGACUUUCUUUUCCCCUUUCUUUGUGCUAGCUAAAAUAGUAGUGUGUCUUGCAGUCGGUUCUGAUAUUUGACUAAACACAGUAAGUUCAGCUACCAUUUUCCCAAUAUCCUGUCUGCAAAGGAACAAAUAAGAGUCAAACAAGUUCUGAAAUCAAGGGACGGGCAGAGAAGACCACAGCUAGGGUUUGACCUAAAACUUGGCCUGGGAAUUUGAAUCAGAGAGAAGGACCAAUGUUGAUCGCAUGUGGAAGAGAAGGCCAUCUGGCCCCAGCACUGCCUGAUAGAGGGCAGGGCCCCUUCAGUGCUUAUUUAAGUGAACUCAGUGAAGCUCAACUGUUCUGCAGUUGCCAGAACAAGAGCCAGGGUGCUUGAGAAAGCUGGACAGACCUGUGUAGGUCUGCAACAUCCUCUGAUGAUGUGGCUGGAUUAUAUACUCAGCAGAGAGCUGCCUGGCCUUUGUUUCUUCGGGGACUGAGAAAGAAAGUCAAUCUUUUUGUAAUUUGUACCAUCUUUCACCUAUGCCUUCACCUGAUAGUAAAUAUAGUCCUUUUAUGUUCUGUGAUCUAUCUGUGCUAGGGCCCUGAAGGAGAGAGAAGAGAAUUAUAUUUCUUGAGACAGUCCCAGAAGUAACAGAGAAGCCUCAAGGGUGGUGGUAGCACUGAUUUAUGGAACUUGGGGGUUAGGAGAGGAGCAUGGGCAACAGAGACUGAUGGCAAAGACCCUCAUUCUGUCACCUAAAAGAUGGGGAGAUGGAUGGCUGAGGCGGUAAUAGCCAAGUCUGAUGCUGCACAAAAUGUGAGCUCUAGAGAAGAGGGACUUGGUCUGGCUCAUUCUGUGCUAUAUCUCUAGUGCCAAAAACGGUGCCAGGUACAUUGAGGGCAUGCAAUAUAUGUCUGUUGUUGUUGUACAGCAUUGCCUCCCCUGCACAACCCCACCAAAAUGGCUGCUUUGGGACACACGUUCCCCUUCUAUGCUGGCCCCAAGCCAACCUUCCCAAUGGACACCACUUCGGCCACCAUCGUCAUGAUCUUUCUGACUGCACUGGCCACUUUCGUCGUCAUCCUGCCUGGCAUUCGGGGCAAGACGAGGCUGUUUUGGCUGCUGCGGGUGGUGACCAGCUUAUUCAUUGGGGCUGCAAUCCUGGCUGUGAAUUUCAGUUCUGAGUGGUCUGUGGGCCAGGUCAGCACCAACACAUCGUACAAGGCCUUCAGUUCUGAGUGGAUCAGCGCUGAUGUUGGGCUGCAGGUCGGGCUGAGUGGAGUCAACAUCACGCUCACAGGGACCCCUGUGCAGCAGCUGAAUGAGACCAUCAAUUACAAUGAGGAGUUCACCUGGCGCCUGGGCGAGAACUAUGCUGAGGCAUAUGCAAAGGCGCUGGAGAAGGGGCUGCCAGACCCUGUGCUGUACCUAGCCGAGAAGUUCACUCCGAGAAGCCCAUGUGGCCUGUACCGCCAGUAUCGCCUGGCAGGACACUACGCCUCAGCCACACUGUGGUUGGCAUUCCUUUGCUGGCUGCUGGCCAACGUGAUGCUCUCCAUGCCUGUGCUGGUAUACGGUGGCCACAUGCUGUUGGCCACGGGCAUCUUCCAGCUGUUGGCUCUGCUCUUCUUCUCCAUGACCACAUCACUCACCCCACCCUGUCCCCUGCGCCUGGGUGCUUCUGUGCUGCUUACUCACCAUGGGCCUGCCUUCUGGAUCACACUGACCACAGGACUGCUGUGUGUGCUGCUGGGCCUGGCUACGGUGGUGGCGCACAGGAUGCAGCCUCACAGGCUGAAGGCUUUCUUCAACCAGAGUGUGGACGAAGACCCCAGGCUGGAGGGGAGUCCUGAAGAAGGUGGACUCCUGAGUCCCCGAUACAGGCCCAUGGCUGACAGUCCAGAGCCCCAGGACAUCCCCCUGUCAGAGGCUUCCUCCGCCAAGGCAUGCUGUGAGGAGACGCACCCCAGAGAACCUGAAUGCGCCCUAUAACACCCCUGCCCCUGGAAGCCGCCUGGACUUCCAGUCUGGCUUCGAACCUCAUUGGAGUCCCAUAAAACCAGCAGAAUUGCCCUCAGGGUGGCUGGUACCAGACCCCCAGCACCAAUCUACAGACGGAGUAGAAAAAGCAGGCUCUAGAUACUGAUGUUAAAAAACAACAACAGCAAAAAGCCCUCAGGGGCUGAAGAGAAGAUGGGCUUGUCCAUAAAGCCUGUUGCCAUAAGACCAAGCAGGGGCUAUCUCUUCUCUGCACAGCAACCCUGCCUUUGUGUGAUGCCUGGCCUCUUCAAGAUGCUAUUCACUGAAACCUAACUUCACCCCCAUAACACCAGCAGGGGGGAGGGGGGACAUAUGAUUCUCCUAUGGUUCCCUCUCCUCCCUCCGCACCUCUUGUUUUCCUUUUUCCUGUUGUUCCUCCUUUACUUCCCCAGAUGUGUGACCUCUUCGUACAAUGAAAGACAACACCAGAAAGGAGAGGAAACAACUUCUCAGCCCAGGUCUAACAUUAA
Molecule: messenger RNA, 3008 nt
Organism: Sapajus apella (tufted capuchin)
Lineage: Eukaryota; Metazoa; Chordata; Mammalia; Primates; Cebidae
Product: dual oxidase maturation factor 1
Exons: 6
Coding region: 1459-2490 (343 amino acids)
Biological process (GO): protein transport
Cellular component (GO): endoplasmic reticulum membrane
Source: RefSeq, a predicted model, not a curated record